Molecule: messenger RNA, 3882 nt
Organism: Pogoniulus pusillus (Red-fronted tinkerbird)
Lineage: Eukaryota; Metazoa; Chordata; Aves; Piciformes; Lybiidae
Gene: RIPK1
Product: receptor interacting serine/threonine kinase 1
Exons: 12
Coding region: 39-2630 (863 amino acids)
Biological process (GO): signal transduction; protein phosphorylation
Cellular component (GO): cytoplasm
Molecular function (GO): ATP binding; protein binding; protein kinase activity
Source: RefSeq, a predicted model, not a curated record
AGUUUUUAGCAGGGCCUGUUGUGGCAGUACAAAGGGUGAUGGUUGAUAAACUACAAGAGGGAAAUUCAGACCGGACAGAAGGAAAAGGCUGUGUUUUUCACACUGAGGAGCUGGAAGCGUUUCAGGCCAGGCUGAAGCGGGCUGUGAGCAUCCUGCUGCAGCUGCAGAUGGCGCUGCCCACUGCAGGCGGCCGGACGGGAAGACCUGUCAAAGUCCUUUACAACCCCAACCACUCCACGGUGCUGCGACUCUCAGCGCCGGCAGCUCUGCAGCAGGCGGAGGCAGGCAGCAGCGCUGCUAAGCGCCAAGUACCACCCCCGGGGACAACUCACGCAUUUUCCCGGUGGAGGCAGGCGUCACUCGAGUCACUUCGCAUCUCCGCAGUGCCCUCGGCUGAGCCCGGGCCGCUUCCUCCCUCCGCUUCCGAGCAGGCGCGGCGGCAGGGCGCAUCGGGUCGAACCGAGCCGGGCUCUCACAGGGCAGGCGGCAGGACAGGGGACAGCGGCCCGCGGCCAGGGAGCACCAAGGUACUUGGUUUUAAUUACCAAGCCCCAAACGCUGCCAACAUGUCACUGGAAGAUAUCCACAUGAACACCCAGGAUUUGCUUGAAAGAAAACAACUUGAUGCUGGAGGAUUUGGCACAAUUUCUUUGUGCUUCCACAAGAAACAUGGAUAUGUGGUGUUAAAAACAGUGUACACAGGACCCAAGCGCACUGAAUACAACGAUUCCCUCCUGGAAGAAGGCAAGAUUAUGCACAAACUGCAGCACGAUCGUGUGGUCAAGCUACUAGGUAUUAUUUUGGAAGAUGGAAACUACUCACUUGUGAUGGAGUAUGUGGACCGGGGGAACAUGAUGAAAGUGCUACAGAAACUCUGCCUGCCUUUGUCGGUGAAGGGGCGUUUUGUGCUGGAGAUCACGGAAGGAAUGCUUUAUCUGCAUGAGCAAGGCUUUGUACACAGAGACCUGAAACCAGAAAACAUUCUUGUGGACACAGACUUCCACAUUAAGAUUGCAGAUCUUGGAGUUGCCUCCUUCAAGAAUUGGAGCCGUCUGACUCAAGAAGAGACUGUCAGACAGAAGCAGAUCAGGAGCAUGUGCCAGAACAAUGCUGGGACUCUUUUCUAUAUGGCCCCUGAGCAUUUACGUUGUCUUAAUGUAAAACCUGUGGAGAAGUCAGAUGUUUACAGCUUUGGCAUAGUGAUCUGGGCAAUUUUUGCUAACAAGGAACCAUAUGAAUAUGGUAUAAACGAAGCCCAGAUUUGCUUUGGUAUCAUGAAUGGUAACAGACCAGACAUAAAGGAGAUCACUGAUAAAUGUCCAGAGGAAAUUAUUGACUUAAUGAAGCAAUGCUGGGAGCAGGAGCCAGAGAAGCGGCCAACUUUUGCAGAAAUCAGUGAAAGAUACAAGCCAUUUUACUAUCAAAAUAUAGGACAAAAUAUUGAAGAAGAUCUGAAGGAGUUAAAAAAAAUGUGGCCUGAGACAAAUGAAAUGCUGGGUAGGAUGGAGUCCCUUCAGCUAGAUGCUGUGGCAGAGCAUGUCAGUAAUGGUCAAGUAGAUCAACCCAAUUCUCUGCACAGCUCUGCAGGUCCCACAGCCAGUCAGGUUAAUGAUGCCCUGCUGCCUGCCUCCCUUGAAAACCAGCCUGUGGAGAGCUGCGAGACCUCCUUCCUCCCUGCCGACAACCUAGAACAAAAGCUGCAGCGUGAACUGAACUACCACGCGUCUGGGAGCUGGAUGGAUAAAGCAGCCCUGCCCGUCAUGUACACCCCUGAAAUGCAAGAGAUAGAAAGGAGGAGAAGGGUUUCCCACGAUCCCUUUGCAAAGUCAUCUCCAGCUCCUCAGUGGAGUGAACUGUAUCCCCGAGCUGAAAAAGCAGGGUCAAACACUAACCUGUGUUUUCUUGCGCUGCCAGACACAAAACCAAAGCGAGGAAAUGUGGAUCUUCUCUAUAGCUUAAACCCCAACAGUCUGCUAACAGGAAACACUGAGAGCCUCUAUGGAUUGGCUUCAGCCAGCACCUUCAGCCUAACUAAACCUCCUGUGCCUGAAUCUGCCCCAAACCAGCCGGCACAGACCAGUGCAAACAGAUAUCCAAAGAAUGCAGAUGCAGAUACAGGUAACAAGGAAUCUCUGUCUUUCUCAAGGGGUACUUUUUCAUGUUAUUCUGCUGCACCAAGGGUAAACACAGAAGACUCAAUCAAGUACAACAUAAGCAACAGUUCUGGAAUUCAGAUCGGAUCCUACAAUCACAUGAAGUUUGAAGAUCCGAACCAACACAUCAGCACUUCUCCUGUUGCCACGGAAGUACCGUACAUGCAUUAUGAAGCACUGGGUGUAUUUGACAAUAGCACUGUCCUGACCGAGAAGCAUCUCAAUCUGGUGAGGGAGAAUCUGGCUAAGCAGUGGAAGCACUGUGCCCGCAAACUGGGCUUCUGUGAUCCCGAGAUCGAUGAAAUCGACCACGACUAUGAGCGAGAUGGACUGAAAGAGAAAGUGUACCAAAUGCUACUCAAGUGGGUGAUGCGGGAGGGCUCCAAAGGCGCCACGGUUGGGAAGCUUGCCAAAGCCCUCUUUGGCUGCCAGAGACUGGAUCUCCUCUCGAGUCUGAUGCAAAUCAACGAGGAGUAAGUUGACUUCUGAGAAGUGAGGUGAAGUGAAAGCAUUUUCCCUGAGGAUCUUACAGAAUCAAGUAAUAAUUUUGAACAGAUUUUCUGGAGCUCUCCCUUUUGCACAGACCUUUUGGAAUGCAUUUGUUUUUUUUUUUUUUUGCCAAGUGGUUUUCAGUAAGUACCUCCAGUAAAGUAAGAAGACUGUAUUUAAAGAGUUGUUCUUGCAGAGGAGCACAGCAUCUCAGUAUAGUAGGGGUUGGAAGGUACCUCUGGAGACCAUCUACUCCAAUGCCCUACUAAAGCAGGGUCACCCAGAGCAGGUUGCCCAGGAUUGCAAUGUCUACACAGGUUUGGAGUGUUUCCAGAGAAGGAGACUCCACAACCUCUCCAGGCAGCCUCCUCGAGGGCUCUGGCACCCUUACAGCAAAGAAAUAUUUCAUCAUGUUCAGAUGGAAUCUUCUGGUUUCGAUUAGCACCACUUGCCCCUUAUCCUCUCACUGGGCAUCACUGAAAAUAGUUUGGCCCCAUCCUCUUGGAUGGCCCCACCCUUUAGCUAUUGACCAUUAUUGAGAACAUUACUUCUCAGCUUUUUUUUCCAGGCUAAACAGCCCCAGGUCUCUUAGCCUUUCCUCAUCAGAGAGAUGCUCCAGUUGCCUCAGCAACUCUCCAGUCUCUCUCCAGUACAUCCCAUUCUCUCUUGAAAUGGGGAGCCCAGACAAGUACUCCAGAUGUGGCCUCACUAGAGUAGAGCAGAGAGGAAGAGAACCUCCCUCAACCUGCUCUCCACAUUUUUCUGAGUGCACUCCAGGAAACCAUUAGCCUUGGCCACAAGGGCACAUUGCUGACACAAAUUAUGAAAGAUUAAAGGAAAUAAGCAUCUUCCUUCUGAAUAAAAGAGUUGUACAAAGAGAAUAACAACAAAACAGCACACAGUAUUGACUCAAGGACAAUGUGUUCUAUAGCACUUCUGGUUUCUGCCUUGAGUUAUGUUGGUCCCUUCUUCAGUUCUGAACAGAAAUGUGUCAUCUCAUCACAGCUAAUAUAGCACUGAAAGACUGAUCCACUGCUUGAGAAACCUGGACAGAGAGCAAAAUCAACUCUUAAGUCUUGCCAUUGGUACAAAUACUUCCAUGAUCUGGGUAUGGUCCCAGAUUGCUCCAGGUUAAUAUUAUUUUUUAACUCUUUUUGUAAUGUUUACUAAAUACAGCUGCCUGGAAUUGUGCAGAAAAGUGAUGUCAAUAAAAGCACAACAACAUUUUUUGGCUUAAAAA